CGCCACUGCAGUUAGAGCGGCCGCCGCAGCAGCAGCCACAGCGGCAGUCGCAGCGAGCGGCGCUCGGCGGGCGCGCCCUCCUCAAGGAAGCCGCCCGCCCCCCAUUAUCGCUCCCUCCGGCGUGUUCAUGCCCCCGGGGCCCCAGGGAGCGCCAUGGCCCGAGCACGCCAGGAGGGCAGUUCCCCGGAGCCCGUAGAGGGCCUGGCCCGCGACGGCCCGCGCCCUUUCCCCCUCAGCCGCCUGGUGCCCUCCGCCGUGUCCUGCGGCCUCUGCGAACCCGGCCUGCCCGCCGCCCCCUCCGCCCCCGCCCUGCUGCCCGCCGCCUACCUCUGCGCCCCCACCGCCCCGCCCGCCGUCACCGCCGCCCUGGGGGGCCCCCGCUGGCCUGGAGGUCCCCGCAGCCGGCCCCGAGGCCCGCGCCCGGACGGUCCUCAGCCCUCGCUCUCGCCCGCGGAGCAGCACCUGGAAUCGCCUGUGCCCAGCGCGCCGGGGGCCCUGGCGGGAGGCCCCACCCAAGCGGCCCCGGGAAUCCGGGGGGAGGAGGAGCAGUGGGCCCGAGAGAUCGGGGCCCAGCUGCGACGGAUGGCGGACGACCUCAACGCGCUGUACGAACGGCGGAGACAAGAGGAGCAGCAGCGACACCGCCCCUCACCCUGGAGGGUCCUGUACAAUCUCAUCAUGGGACUCCUGCCCUUGCCCAGGGGCCGUGGAACCCCCGAGAUGGAGCCCAAUUAGGUGCCUGCACCCGCCCGGUGGACGUCAGGGACUCGGGGGGCAGGACCCUCUCACCUCCUGACGCCCUGGCCAGUGCGGGGGACUUUUUCUGCACCAUGUAGCAUACUGGACUCCCAGCCCUGCCUGUCCCAGGGGCGGGCCAGGGCAGCCACUCCAGACCCAGCCCCGGCCCUGCCCGGGGUGCACUGACGAGAGGUGGACUCCUGGGUCCCUGGCUGAGAAGCCAGGGAAGAGAGGGCUGCGGGCCUCAGCGUUGGAAGGCGGCGGUGACUGAGGGGGUGGGGACUGAGCCGCCUGCCUCUGCUGCCCACCACCAUCUCAGGAAAGGCUGCUGGUGCUGGCUGCCCCUUCCAGCUGCAGGGUGAUGCUGGGGGGUCUCCCUCCCAGUGCUCCUUCUCUUUAGGCCUGCCCUCAGGCCCCUGGUGCUUCCCCCCCUCCUCCCAGGGAGGGGGUCCGUGAAGAGCAAAUGAGCCAAACGUGACCACUAGCCUCCUGGAGCCAGAGAAUGGGGUGUGUCUGACGGCUGCCCCAGCCCAGCGCCCAGCCAUCUUCCCUGAGCCAGCCGGCGGGUGGUGGGCAUGCCUGCCUCACCUUCAUCUGGGGGUGGCCAGGAGGGGCCCAGACUGUGAAUCCUGUGCUCUGCCCACGACCACCCCCCGCCCCCAUCAAUCCCAUUGCAUAGGUUUAGAGAGAGCACGUGUGACCACUGGCAUUCAUUUGGGGGGUGGGAUAUUUUGGCGGAAACCGCCCCAGCCUUAGUCCCCAGGGCGAAGCGCUGGGGGGAAGACGGGGAGUCAGGGAGGGGGGAUUCUCAGAAGAGGGAGGAGUCUGGGAGCGGGGAGGGGUGGCCCAGCCUGUAAAAUACUGUAUAUGCGCUGCUGUAGAUAACGGAAUGAAUUUUCUGUACAUGUUUGGUUAAUUUUUUUUGUACAUGAUUUUUGUAUGUUUCCUUUUCAAUAAAAUCAGAUUGGAACAGUG
This is a messenger RNA of Manis pentadactyla (Chinese pangolin), 1713 nucleotides long. RefSeq names its product BCL2 binding component 3 (gene BBC3). The coding region runs from base 154 to 735 and encodes 193 amino acids. The record is from RefSeq and is a predicted model, not a curated record. Lineage: Eukaryota; Metazoa; Chordata; Mammalia; Pholidota; Manidae. Gene Ontology annotation, cellular component: mitochondrion. The transcript is spliced from 4 exons. Gene Ontology annotation, biological process: intrinsic apoptotic signaling pathway in response to endoplasmic reticulum stress; release of cytochrome c from mitochondria; execution phase of apoptosis.